Amoebophrya sp. A25 is the source of this 3525-nucleotide messenger RNA. Lineage: Eukaryota; Dinophyceae; Syndiniales; Amoebophryaceae. The record is from the annotation of a GenBank genome assembly.
AUGAGGAUCGGGCAGGUUUUUCCUUUGUAUGUUCGUGUUGGGAAGGUUGUCUUUCUGGUGAAUGAUGUACGAGCUUUUGGGGUCGCUAAACAGCUGCUGUUGAUGUUGAUCAUAUUCUUACUUUUGAUUGUUGUGUGCAGGGUUUUCGCUUUCUUCGAUGGACUGCUUGCGCAUCCUGACUUAUUGAUCUACUCGACAUGGAAACAUAAUAGACAAGCUUUGUUUGUGUUACCCGGGCAGAUUGCAUGUUACACAAAAAGGGCUUCGCUUGAUGUAAUAAAGAAAGACUGUAUGCGGAGGACUCCCUCUGCGGCUGAUUACGAAGGAUGGCCUUCGAUCGUAACCAGAAAACUAAUCAAUUAUAGUGCUUCGCUUUUGAUGCAACAAACUCGGAAAUGAAUAUUAGUGAACAAAAAGAAGACAAACCAUAUUUCAGGUAUGCUUUUCAGUGGGACUAGUACUAGAAUUUAUGCUUUGGUGGUGUACUGUGGCUGUGGUUUUCAGUAGGAGAUCUGCGGUUGAUCGUUGAACUCGAUCAUCACCACACAUCGGCGUGCGCACCUCCGAACAAACGCAUCAUGUCACCCAAAAAUGGACUCAAAAUUUGGCCUAAUCUUUAGUCCAUAAAGAACAACACGCACAAGUAGUAUCUAUUGAGUGUAGUCUAGCCCUUCGCCAGGCACAUAAAUUUCAAUUUAUCAACAUAGAAUCGACUUACUUAGUUACUUAAAAAGGUAAGAGACGGCGUCGAAUCAGGAUGACAUUGGGAAUAUAUUGGGUCACAACUGCUACUGGCCAAUGUCCAUUUGAGUCAUCCUUUUACGCGCCGCGUCUGGGCGUAAAUGAGCGAAGUAGCAACAGUGUGCAAAUUUGCAGCUUCUGCUUGUUUGAUGAAUUGAUGGGUGAUUAGGAUAAGUUUUUCCAGCAGAGAAGUUAGAGUUUCUAUCAGGAUUUAAGAAAGUGCUACUAUUAUAACAAGCAGAGCCUAACAUGUUCGGUUGACUUGCUUUGUUCGAACUAGCCUCGUGUAUUUUGUAGGAGCCAUUGUCUCAACCCUGUUCCACCUGAUGACUCUUACGCGUCAAGGAGCUAAAAACGUCGAGGACAAAACCUCCCCCUUCCUCUAGCUACUUUCUGAACUUACCCCCUGAAUGGGUAAACUACUACUACUUUCUUGCUCACUCGCUUCGGUGUUUGAACAGGGAGACUCCGACUAAAAAGCACCCUUUGAUGCUAAAAAUAAUUUUCGUUCGGGGGGUUGUGUUGUGAUGUUGCAGAGGAGGCUCUGCUCUUCCACAUAUGCAGCCCCCUUCCCUUGUUACUGAUUGAUGAGAACUGAAACCCAUUGAAAAGAGCAAGGUAGUGCUAAACCAGCUUGAAGAAUAACAUGAACGAAUUGAAGAUGAGGACCCCAGUAAAUACUUCGGAUUCUGACAUAAAUUAUGGCUUUGCGUGUAAAGUGAUAGAAGAAGCAAACGGAAGUACAGCGAUGCGGUUGAAUAUCUUAGUAGAUGCGGGUGCGCAUGGGCAUGCCCAUGCAAAUAAUUUCUUAGAAUAAGGAACGCCUAAUCCUGAAAAAAUCGAGCAAUUUUCUUUUUCAUAGGAGCUGCUCGCUCAUCCAAAUAUAAUUGAGCCAUUAAUAGUUCAAGAUGCUGACCAUAAUUGCACUGAGAUUGAAUAUAGCCAUGAGUUAGCCUUUUGCUGUCGACGUCUAGUCGUGCAGUAGCUUUUGCGUGCGCCUUAUCUCUCUAAUGGUGAUGGUAUUACUGAUAAAAGAUAAAGAAGCGGUGGAAAAAUAGCAGUGACGACACGUGGAUCAGUCGCGAGUCGUACUCUGGAAACAACCAUCGUAGGACAAUCAUCUUUCAACGCCACCCAUAGGAAAACAAAGAUAAAAGCGAAAAUGGCGCCUCUCCGUAAGUAUAGUGAAAGCUAUCCUUGCUCUUCUCUGCUGUUGCAGCUUAUUCUGAGUUCUAGGCUCAGAGCGAUUCUAUUUGUUUAGGAAAGAUAUCAAGUUCUUUGGUAUUCCUAGGUCCGCCUGAUCAUACCUAUUCAUAUUUAGCAAUUUAAUUUGUGGCCGUGAAGGUGGAGAGGGUGUGGCACUGUUGCUGCGCCGGCAGUUGCUUGACAGCGAGCAGCGUCAUAAUAAACCAGCAUUGGCUUGUUUCUUUCGCGAACACCUUGCUCGACAUCUUUUCCCCGUGUGGAGUUCAAUGUGAUGGGCGAUGGUGCUAGCCUGAAGAUGCGAGGGCGCAUCCUCUAUCCUUAGGAGUUCUGGAUUAACCAAGAAUCUAUUUGGAGUACUUUUUAGCCAUUUUCGAUCCAUGUAGUUGCGGUGUGCUCAUGCAUCGGAAGAUCGAAUUUGAUACCGACGUCCUACUUGCCUGCUUUAAAGAAUCAAGCCAUAUUUAUAACGUUUCAACGGAAUUUCGUUUAGAUUUAGGGUCGAGAACGACCAUAACAAAAUUCGUCUUUAAAAGACCUCUUAGAAUGAAAUAUUCUAACACGACCUUCAAGAACUGAUCAUGGAGAGGUUUGUAGCAGCAGUAGUUCUGGACCCAAUCGUAUAAUUUAAAUUAAUACCUCAUGCUGACCUCGACGCAAAAUUGAGAUUUUCUUUGUCACCUCUGGAAAUCAUGAGCACGACUACAAGCCAGGAGCUGAGAGAAUCAUAGUCAAGUUAGUCCUAGUUCGAACUUGCUCGCUGCAUAUUUUUUGUGUGGGAUGUGCAUUCGCCUGCUUGUUGUCUUGUAAUACUACUCCAGUCCUGCUAUUUCCAGGGCACAUCAAGAAUCACCCGCAGUAUAUCUUUUUCUUUCCUUUCCUCCUUUCCUCCACUGUUGCGAUCACAGAAACGACCACUGGUUUUGGAUAUUUGUGACCACAAUGGAAAUUCAAUAGUGAAUAAGGGACUGCCAUUGGAUUCGUUAGCAGUCUAGGACGGAGGAAUGGGCGUGUGCAGUUUUUUCUAGAAAAGAUAGGGGCUGAUUUGACGAUUCUAGAGAGGGUUUUUUCCAACAUGAGUUAGUGUGCCAGUCAUCCGUAUGCUCGUUGGAAACUACAAACCGACAUGGCAUUUUUCAGGAGUAAGUCGAAACAACGAAAUUAUGUAUGAUCGUCUGCGAUGGUAGCAGGGAGUGGGCGAGGUUUAGUUAUCGGGAAGUGAGUGAGACUCAAAAAUGUGCGGUGCGGAUGAGCACCACCCUUUGACUUUGCCUGCAUCAGAGUGUGGAUUUGGGCCCUGUGGCAGACAGAGAUAUGAUAUAGCUCAGAGCUACACAGUAUUGAACCUCAAAUAGAUGGAAUUUCGUUUAUUAUGUGAAUCGAAAAUUCAUGGCAGCAGUCAAAGAUUUACAAAAACGUUGUGAGAUCUUCAACAAAGCACAACGAAUAUUAUCUCCGUGUUUCUGGUCCCUUGUGGUCAGCAUGCAAAUCAUACAUGAUAAUGAUCUUUACUUAAAUGUGAAGGACGAAUGAAAAACCGCACAGUCGGCCGAUCCUUUAUUUUUGACACAAACAAACGAU